This is a messenger RNA of Scophthalmus maximus (turbot), 4745 nucleotides long. It is a transcript of the gene shkbp1, whose product is annotated as SH3KBP1 binding protein 1. Gene Ontology annotation, molecular function: protein binding. The transcript is spliced from 17 exons. Gene Ontology annotation, biological process: protein homooligomerization. The coding region runs from base 77 to 2773 and encodes 898 amino acids. The record is from RefSeq and is a predicted model, not a curated record. NCBI's taxonomy places the organism in Eukaryota, Metazoa, Chordata, Actinopteri, Pleuronectiformes, Scophthalmidae.
ACUUCCGCUUUGCGGCGCAACAGGAAGUGGAGUUGAAAACCAGGACGGAAGGUGAAUUUCACUCUGCAAAACAUGGAUGAGAUUUAAGAAGUGCUGCAGUGGUUGUCGAGCCGCGGACUCCGGUCAGACGAUGUCUAACUGCGCGAGGAGCGGGGACAUCAUCCACCUGAACGUCGGCGGGAAGAGGUUCAGCACCUCCAGACAGACCCUGACCUGGGUGCCCGACUCCUUUUUCUCCAGUCUGUUGAGCGGUCGCAUCUCGACUCUGAAGGAUGAAACUGGAGCAAUCUUCAUCGACAGGGAUCCCUCUCUGUUCGCUCCCAUCCUUAACUUCCUGCGGACCAAAGAGCUGCACCCCCGCUCCAUCAACGUGCACAUGCUCAUGCACGAGGCCGAGUUCUACGGCAUCACGCCGCUCGUGCGCAAACUGCAGCUGUGUGAUGAGCUGGACCGCUCGUCCUGUGGAAACGUGCUGUUCAAUGGAUACCUGCCGCCGCCAGUUUACCCGGCGAAGCGGCGCAACCGCCACAGCGUGGCCGGUUCGCAGUUCAUGGGCGGCCGCACCGCGCCCGCAGAGAGGGCCCCGGUCAGACGCAGCAACACCAUGCCCCCCAACCUGGGGAACUCUGGGAUACUGGGAAGGGCCAGCAUGGAAGAGAGGCCGAGUGGAGGUCAGUCAUCAGAUUCUGGCAUGGUGCGGAUCAUCUGUGGUCAUCACAACUGGAUCGCGGUGGCAUACGCGCAGUUUGUCGUCUGCUACAGGGUGAAGGAGUCGACCGGCUGGCAGCAGGUCUUCACCUCCCCUCGUCUGGACUGGGUGAUCGACAGAGUCGCGCUCAACGCCAAGGUGAUGGGCGGCUCACUUGGAGACAACGACAAGAUGGUGGCAGUCGCCUCGGUGACGGAGAUCAUCCUGUGGUCCAUCUGUCCAGACGGCAACGGAAAUGAGAUCGGCGUCUUCAGCCUCAAUGUGCCGGUGGAGGCGCUCUUCUUCGUUGGUAACCAGCUGAUCGCCACCAGCCACAGCGGGAAGGUCGGGGUGUGGAACGCCGUCACCAAACACUGGCAGAACCAGGACGUGGUUCCCAUCAGCAGCUACGACACCGCCGGCUCCUUCCUCAUCCUUGGCUGCAACAACGGCUCCAUCUACUACAUCGACGUUCAGAAGUUCCCGCUGAGGAUGAAGGACAAUGACCUGCUGGUGACGGAGCUGUACAGAGACCCGACUGAAGACGCCAUCACCGCUCUGAGCGUCUACCUGACGCCCAAAACCAGUACGGGAACAAAACGCGACAGCGGGAACUGGAUCGAGAUCGCGUACGGCACCAGCUCCGGGACGGUGCGAGUCAUCGUCCAGCACCCGGAGACCGUUGGCUCGGGGCCUCAGCUCUUCCAGACCUUCUCCGUCCACCGCAGCCCCGUCACCCAGAUCAUGCUGUCGGAGAAGCACCUCAUCUCAGUUUGUGCAGACAACAACCACGUGCGGACGUGGACGGUGACUCGGUUCCGAGGGAUGAUCUCCACCCAGCCGGGGUCCACGCCGCUCACCUCCUUCAAAAUCCUCAGCUUGGACGACGUGGACGGACACGGAGGCUGCAGCGCCGGGACGGAGAUAGGUCCGUAUGGGGAGAGAGACGACCAGCAGGUCUUUAUUCAGAGAGUCGUCCCGGACACCGACAAACUCUACGUCCGCCUGUCGUCCAACGGGAAGAGGGUGUGUGAGGUGCGUUCAGUGGACGGCACCUCCAUCACGGCCUUCAUGGUCCACGAGUGCGAGGGCUCGAGUCGCAUCGGCUCUCGGCCGCGGCGCUACCUGUUCAGUGGCCACGGCAACGGCAGCAUCCAGAUGUGGGACCUGACCACCGCCAUGGAGAUCGCCGGCAAGGUCGACAUCAGAGCGCUGGGCGGGCCAACGGAGGAGGAGCUACUGGAGCUGCUGGACCAGUGUGACCUGGCUCUGACCAGAACCCCUGACAGUACACCGAGAGCCUCCACCUGCAGUCUUCACUCUCAGCUCAGCGACGGCUUCCGGAUAGAGCGUCUUCACUCUGCGGCAGGAGGACGAGGAGGCGGAGCUCUGGGUUCGGCGGCUUCGCUGUGCGGCAGCCUCCCCCGUCAGGUUCCGCCCCCAAUGCCGGUCGCCAGACCUCUCCGAGACCCCGGCCUCUCGGCCGGUUCUGGGGCUGGACCACAGAACCUUGCCCUCCCCAGCCCCGCCUACAGCCACUGCUCCACCGCCAGCCCCCGUCCCCACAGACACCUGGACCGAGACAGGGAGUGGGGGUCCGUCCGCAGGGGGAGCUUCGUGGAGCGCUGCCAGGAGCUCGCUAAGGGUACGGAGGCCGCUGGUGUCUCAGGGUUCGGUGUCCUGCCGGGGUCGGAGGGCGUCAGGCGGAGCUUAGCGGUGUGCAGCGAGUUGGAAGCCAGAUUCGGUCUCAGGACCCCCACCACCUUCUCUGUGUCGCCUGGUGCUCGCCAUUCACCUGGAGCGUCCUCGUCACUGUCGUCAUCUCCUUUAUCUUCGUCUUCAUCGCACCGCAAGACUACGCCCACUUCCCCGACAAGCCCCACCCCCUCUGCGGUAAGCCCGACCCGGUCUCAGACCCCCGUCUCGCCGCGCCGCGCCGUUGCACCGUCUCCCAUUGACGACCCAGUGUCACCAGAGAGCCCCACAAGUCCAGACAGCCCCGCCCCUGACCCCGCCCCCGGUCCUGACUCCACCCCCGGUCCCCCAACCAGCCCCAAACCACACAUGAACGAGACCAGCUUCUGAUUGGCUGAGAAAACUGACUAACUUGAACAUUCACUGUGAACUGAAACACAUUUUCAGUUUUGAUCAAUGGCGUCAGGUGUUGAGCCAAUCAGCUCUCAAGUUGUGUUGCCACCGUUACCACAUGCCACGUAGUCGUUUCUCAGCUCCGGUCAACAAGACAGUGACUAACAAACUAACGUGAAAAAAUAAGGCUUAGGGUCUCGACUCGGUGAAGCUGCACUAAUUAAUAUUUUUUACGUGAUCAAUAAAUGGAAUGACUCUAAACCUAGCAACCGUCGCUAAGGCUCUCGUGACGACGGCUCUUUGAUUUCACACAGAAAAAAAAACACGGAAACGGAUUUUUCGUUUGUGGCAGACGAUCAAAGAUUCGGAUGCUUGAAAUUUAAAUUAUCCGUUGUUUUUUUUAAUUUCAUCUUCUUUCAUCAAGAUUUGUGAAUUAUUUUCAUCCUCCUGGAAAUCUGCUCUGUAGUUUUUGUGUAAAUGGACGGACGGGGGUGUAGACGAUGCCUCCUCGGUUGCCACUAAUAACAACGUUGUUGUUUUCUCACCGUAGUCCUUGUGUUGGAUUACCUGUUGUCACGGUAACGACAGUGAACAUCGUGACAGGUUAGUUUUUACAAAUCGUUUUGUUUCACUUUGUCAACCGAGAAGCUGCCGUUGUCUCUCUUCUGUCUGAAUUCAAUAAUCCGCCGGUGGACGGAACGAGUUAGUGCAGCUUUGUCUGUUUUUGUACGUUUUGAUAGAACAGAUGAAUUUUUCUAACCAGAUGUUUUUCUAACUCCUCCUCGUGCGACGGAUCAUCAGUCUGUUCAAAAAAACAGAAAACUAAAGUUUGUUAUAGAAACUUUAUUUUUUUUAAUUUGUGUUUUUCGGGUAAAAUGUCAAAUGUAGUUUUCACUGUGAUGAAAACACGUCGUCAUCGCUCCGUUUUCUUCUUCACGGAGCCGCACCUGAACAUCUCACCGUCUUUUUUUCACUAAUGCUUUAAAGUAAUGUUGUUUUUUAAAAAGCAACAAAAUCUGAUCUUUCUGAUGAUUUUUAGUUUGUUACAGCUUCAUAUUUUUCCAAUUAUUCCCCCAAAACAGAAGUUUGUGGAAUUGAGGGAAGAAACGGCGACAAUACGAAUUCAUGAAUCAUUCUAAAUUUUUAUUUGAAUCUUCUCAGCUGACGAUGCCGUUCAGUUCACUGGAGCUCGACAGAUGUGGAUUCCAUAUCGGGGGAGUAAAAAAAAGGUCAGAUGUUGAUAUAAUGGCCGAUAUGAAUAUUUAGAAAAAGAUUUGUCAAUGAUUCUCAACAUGUCGUUAUCAAACUCUUAGGACAAUAUGUGGUUCAACCAUGAACUUUACCAAAUUAAUAGAACUUGAAUUAUGAAAAUAUAAACAAUGAGCAUAAAUGCUCAUCUGCAUUUAUGAUUAAUAUUUCAGCAAACAAAGACGCAAAGUUUCCCUUCUGCCUCAAACUAAAACACAACAAUUAUGUUUGCAGUGUAAUAAUGUAUAAUAAUGUAGUAAUGAAGAACAUUUAUGACAAAUAUUUCAAAUGAUUCCACGUUUCAGUCUGAAGUAUUUCAGACGUAUUAAUUAUGUUAAUAAUUUCCCGGAACCUUCCAGCUGAGUUGUGAUGGAAACAUAGCCUUGAGAUUAGGUGUCGAGAUGUUUCUCUUCUGUCUCGUCAUCCUCCGGUCGUUUGUCGAACUGCCUGUCAAACUGUCGGCCAUGUUGGAUCGUCCACUUGGUGAUGUCACGAGGUUCACGCCCCUGUUGGUGAUGUCACGAGGUUCACGCCCCUGUUGGUGAUGUCACGAGGUUCACGCCCCUGUUGGUGAUGUCACGAGGUUCACGCCCCUGUUGGUGAUGUCACGAGGUUCACGCCCCUGUUGGUGAUGUCACAAGGUUCACGCCCUUGUUGGUGAACGUUCAGAUUCUUUCUUCAGCGUUUGUUCAAAUAAAAAACAGACCAGGUUUGAAACUGA